AUGGAAAGAAAACACCCGACAGGACUAUGUGAUGAAUGUCAGGAGGAGGAAUCAAUUAAGCACAUCUUUAUAUCAUAUGCUCCUAAAAACACAUCGGUGAGGAUAAAUCCAGCUGGUUUAGUUCUGGAGGGCCGUUCAGUGACUCUGAGCUGCAGCAGUGAUGCAAACCCAGCGGUGAACUACACCUGGUACAGAGACACUGAAAGACCUCUGAAUCCAGUUCAGACCGGACCAAACCUGACCAUCAACAACACCGACCCGACACACAGCGGACGAUACUACUGUACAGCUGAGAACAAACACGGCACACAGAACUCAUCAGUGCUGCUGGACGUCCAGUAUGCUCCAAAAAACACAUCGUUGUCAGCGUUUACCUCCAGCUCAGUGAUGGAGGGCGAUCCAGUGACUCUGAGCUGCAGCACUGACGCAAACCCAGCAGAGCUCAACUACACCUGGUACACAGAGACGGGAUCUCAAUUUGAGCUCCUCCAGACUGGACAUAAUCACACCUACAUUGUGACAAACCCCACAUACGAUGCACAGUAUGGCUGUAAAGCUCAGAACCAGCAUGGCCAAUGCAAUGCAACAAUUCAACUUGAUGUUCAGU
Molecule: messenger RNA, 607 nt
Organism: Sinocyclocheilus rhinocerous
Lineage: Eukaryota; Metazoa; Chordata; Actinopteri; Cypriniformes; Cyprinidae
Product: B-cell receptor CD22-like
Exons: 4
Source: RefSeq, a predicted model, not a curated record